ACUUCGGAAUUUUUUGUUGGUACUGCUACAUAACCUAACUUUUAUUUACUAGCCUUACUAAGCAAAAAUGAGAUACACGGCGGCGUUAUUCAAGUCUAAAGUAGCGAGACCGAUACCGCAAGAACCAGUGCCGUUUCAGGAAAUCCUCCCUUUAAAACUGAAACCUGCGGUUUCGGGAAAAGGGGAUCGGACAUCGGAGGUUUGCUGCCUGCAGGAAAUGUCCGUGAUGUUGGCCUGCUUCAAGAAAAACGAAUUUUCGCAACAGUUGUGUUCGAAGGAGAUCGACUCUUUCCAGAAAUGCUACACCGGGCAUUUGGCCACAAAAAAAGUGAAAAAAGAUAAGGAGGCCAAGGGUGUUUUGACGCCGGGAGAAAAGCAACUGUCAUCCAAACAAGUGAAUACUUUGCUAAAGAAAUUUCCUAAUUUUAAGUGAGUUGUAUAGAUAAUAGUAGGUAAAUUAAAGUUUUGUUAAGUGUUAGUUUAGUGUUUUAUUAUUACUCAUUAUGUACACAAUUUAUUGGAGGUAAUAAAAGUAUAGUUUAUUGAUGAUAGUAAACAUUUAACAUGAUCCAUUUACGCAUUUAGCGGAGUUUAUGUUGAAAUAUUGGUUUGCUGGGCAAUUUAUUAACGUUGAUGUAUAAGAAAACCAGUACCAGUAACACUGGUAAUAAGAAGUACAAGUUGGUCCUGGCCAAUUACCAUUUCUGGUACACUUUGGAGCCCGUUGAGGAACAU
Molecule: messenger RNA, 735 nt
Organism: Brassicogethes aeneus
Lineage: Eukaryota; Metazoa; Arthropoda; Insecta; Coleoptera; Nitidulidae
Source: the annotation of a GenBank genome assembly